AGAGACCAGACGCUUUGAUUUGUCUCUUUAAGCCUCAUCUUUAAUGUUUACGACACGGUGAAGUGGGUGGGGUAAGCUUAUAGAGGUCACAACAGCAGAAACCGCUUCGAUCACAUGACAGACUUAAUCUGUGCGCAGAGAUGUCGCACAAAAUUGUUAAUUUGAGAGUGAGGGACGUGAGGUUCCCGACGUCCCUGGAGCAGCACGGCUCAGACGCGAUGCACACCGACCCGGACUACUCGGCCGCCUAUGUGGUCCUCGACACGGACAGCGGCCUCAAAGGUUUCGGCCUCACGUUCACGUUGGGAAAAGGCACCGAGAUCGUGCUGUGUGCUGUCAAGGCCCUUGCAGGACUAGUUAUCGGCAAAUCUUUGCAGGAGAUUGUGAGCAACUUCCGUGGAUUUUACCGCCUCCUGACCAGUGAUGGCCAGAUGAGAUGGUUAGGCCCAGAGAAAGGAGUGAUCCACCUGGCCACUGCUGCAGUCCUGAAUGCUGUGUGGGACCUCUGGGCAAGGGCUGAAGGCAAGCCGCUGUGGAAGCUGCUCGUGGACAUGGACCCGAAGCAGAUUGUGUCGUGCAUUGACUUCAGAUACAUCACUGAUGUGCUUACAGAGGAAGAAGCUCUGGACAUACUUGUGAAAGCACAGGAGGGCAAGAAGCAGAGAGAGGAUCAGAUGCUGAAAGAGGGUUAUCCUGCAUAUACCACCUCCUGUGCUUGGCUCGGAUACUCAGACCAGCAGCUCAAGCAGCUCUGCUCAGAUGCUCUUAAAAGCGGAUGGACCAGAUUUAAGGUGAAGGUUGGUGCCGAUCUAGAGGACGACAUACGCCGGUGCCGCCUCAUAAGGCAAAUGAUUGGACCCAGCAGCACAUUGAUGAUCGACGCCAACCAGAGAUGGGACGUAGCCGAGGCCAUAAGUUGGGUGUCCAGACUAGCUGAGGUCAAACCCCUUUGGAUCGAGGAGCCCACGUCUCCAGAUGACAUCCUGGGUCAUGCUGCUAUUUCAAAGGCUUUGGCUCCACUGGGGAUUGGAGUGGCAACAGGCGAGCAGUGUCACAACAGGGUGAUGUUUAAGCAGUUCCUGCAGGCCUCUGCACUGCAGUUUGUCCAGAUAGACAGCUGUAGGCUGGGCAGUGUCAACGAGAACCUGGCUGUGCUGCUGAUGGCUUACAAGUUCCAAGUGCCUGUAUGUCCUCAUGCCGGUGGAGUCGGGCUCUGUGAGCUCGUCCAGCAUCUGAUUCUGUUUGAUUACAUCUGCGUGUCUGCGGAUCUUACCAACCGAAUGUGUGAAUAUGUGGACCACCUCCACGAGCACUUCACUAGUCCUGUAGUGAUUCAAGACGCCCACUACAUGCCACCGAAGGAUCCAGGCUAUUCUUGUGAGAUGCUGGAGGAAUCUGUGAACCGACAUGAGUACCCUGAAGGAGACAUAUGGAAACAGGAAAUAAAGAAAUAGGGACUAUAUUUUAAACAUGGAGGGAAAAAAACAUUCCUCUGAAAUUGUCACGUAAAAAGACUGGACUGAAAAUGUCAAAAUGUCCAAAGAAAAACUUUGAAAGUCUUUCAGAAAGCCUGGGGAACUGAAAUUAACUUUACCAAGUCUGGUUCUCCAGACUUUUCCUGUUAAAUCAAAUAUUUUUCUUCUCACUGAUCAAAGUGCCAAGUUUUAGUGACUCAUUUGAUUUUUUUAAUACUCUUUGGUCUUUUCUUUAUAAUGUAAAGUGCUGUGAGAAAACUGCUGCUGUGAAAUAGAACUAUAUCAAUGAAACUUGAAAAAUUACAAGCCAAGCUGUAAACCUUGUAUUAAGUCAUCUUUCCUUCAUAAGCACUUGUCAUGUAAAUCCUCUAAAUUCUGUCUUCUGGAGAAUUUCCCUGCCAUGCAGUGCUUUGCAGCUCAGUUCACACCAUCAAAAUGAAUUUUUUUUUUUCCAUUUCAUUUUUCUGUUAUUCCCAUUUAAGUACUUUGUGCUUGUGACUGGCCUGCACUGAGAAAUCCACCCCAGAGGUUUUGGUUGAGUUGAAAGUAUAACUUUGGAGGUAAUCCCAAGAAUCGAGGCAUGGGUCAUCAGGGUCACAUGAACCAAGGUUAGAUCACCACCAGGGUGACAACCCCAUUAGCAGUCAAAUACCCGAGACUCCUCAUCAGCACCGACCACUGAACAAGCUUCUAGGAUGAAGUCCUGUUGCCUUCAAAUCCAGACAGCCACGACCUGGAAAUGUUUGUUCAUUUGCAUUUUUUUUUUUGCAAUCACAUUUUUAUUUAUGAAAUGAUCAGAAAUGAGGAAGAUGCAUUUCUGCCUAGUGAUUCAACACACGCGGUUUCUUUCUGUAAGUGGUUUGUGCUUAGAAAACAAAAACAAAAACUGAGCAGCAGAAACCUAUUAACAAGAUAUAUGAAGGCUGCUACCCUGUUUAAGCCAAAUAGUUCAUGGGUGUACAACUCCAGUUCAUCAGUUAGCAUGUAGGAAGUUGCAAAUACAUGAAAUUAAAGACUUAUGGACAAA
Molecule: messenger RNA, 2502 nt
Organism: Oreochromis aureus
Lineage: Eukaryota; Metazoa; Chordata; Actinopteri; Cichliformes; Cichlidae
Gene: enosf1
Product: enolase superfamily member 1
Exons: 15
Coding region: 141-1454 (437 amino acids)
Biological process (GO): amino acid catabolic process; carbohydrate catabolic process
Molecular function (GO): L-fuconate dehydratase activity; magnesium ion binding
Source: RefSeq, a predicted model, not a curated record